UCAGGGAUAGCAAGGGAUCUCGGUCCAAACUGGAUGCACACACACACACGUAACGCCGGCCUGGUUUUGUCUCCGCCUGUGCUUUUGCCCCUUUACUUGUUGGUGAUGCUUUCCUUGAGCCUGCGUAUAUCCUCACGUUGGUGAUGGUUUCCUUGAGCCUGCGUAUAUCCUCACGCAGCGCUUUCUCGCGGUCUAGAGCCUCACAGUGUGAGCCGAGGACAGACGCAUACCGACGCUCCAACCUGACAACGAACACAGACCGACACCGACAUGCAUACGUGUCUGUGUCUGUCUGUCUGUCUAUCUGUCCGGGUGUGUGUCUGUGUGGGUUUGCUCACCUCUCCUUCUCCGCAGCUGCCUGUCCAAGCUCAUCCUUGAGCCCUGUGAGCCGUGUGUUGGGUCUGAUGUGUUGGGGUGGCUGUGGUCGUCUAAGAGCGGCCUGGUCAUCGAUGGACACAGACGACUGAGACGAUGAUGAAGGCCGAGUGCUUGAGGAAGUCGACAACCUGACAGAGACGCACUCACAGGCAGAGAGGCAGUGUGUGCAUACGACGGCGAUGGAAUAUGGUUGCUGGGCUACUGGUCUCACCCAUGCAGACGUCUGAUGGAUCCUAUUGGCUUCGGGGGCAUGGCCGUACCUCCCCUGUCGUGACAGACACACACACAUCCCAACACUGUCGCGUCUGCCAUUCUUGUACAGUGCUCGUCUGUUGUCGCUCACAAUGGGCCGUCUCGUGGUGUGUCAUCUUGCUGCUGCUGGUUGGGCUUGCCCUUGCCCUUCCUCUUGCGAGUAGUGACUACGAUGAAGCCAUCAUGCCCAUCAGCCGCCGCCUCGGGGGCGCUCGCAGAAACACGAGUAACAGUCCUGUGACACACACAGACACACGAUCCACCUUGUUCCUCCGACCGUCCGUCUGUGAGUGCCGCUGUCGCUUACCCUGGCUACUGUGCAUACGGGUCGACAUGGUCGUAAUGGCUAUCGGCUAUCGGUGCGGCAUCCUCUCCGACAGCUCCCUCCUCGUCUACUGCCCCAGCUGCAGCGCUACCAUCAACACACCUACCAGAGGGAAUCGAGGCACGAGUCAGCCCACUGCCCCCCUCCCUUUGUUUGUGCAGUCAGUGUAUGCCCCCACUUGUCAGAUGAAUCCGCAUGAGUGGCCGCAUUCGGUGCCCCCUUGCCCUUCUUGCCCUUGCCUCUGCCCUUGACCUGCUUUGACUUGUCCUUCUCUGCUGUCUCGUCGGCCGCUAUCAGCUCGUCCAGGACGGCUGCCGCCCGCUCGUCCUCUUUCUUCUCAAUGCGAUCGAGCAACGUUAGCACACCAGGCAGCGUUGAGGCCUCGAGGUCGCGUGGAUGUAAGCCGAUGAUGGAGCCGACCUCCUCUUGGCUCGGUGGGCACUUGUAGGCGUGUGGGGCGGCACCUGGCGGACUCGAUGACCUGCAUUGCAUCCAUACAAAUCGGGCGGGAUUCAUCACUCACUGUACAGACAGACUGUCUGUGUCGUUACUGACUGUGAGGGUCCCUUGUUCUUGCCCUUCUUGGACUUGGGCCGCUUGCCGGUGUCCUGCUUGUCGGUCUGGUCGUCACGAGGAAGGGCACGCAGCUUCUUGAUGGAAGGGGACUGCACACCACACAGAAGGGAAGGCGAAUUGGUUAUGCCGUGCUGCUUGUCGGCCUGUUACCUGUAGAAUGCGUUGCGAUAUCUUGUUGUGCGGAGCGUUGGCCCCUACGCGAUGCUCACCCUCCCUGAUAGGAAGCGAGGGAGGGCGACUGCGUGUGUGUGGAAUGUUUGAAUGACGUGACUAGCGCACCUGAUGAGGCCAAACUGCACCACCAUGCCGCCAAAGAGUAACCUAACUCGGGCGUUUUGGCGAUGCUGGUACAGCGCGUCACACAACAUCUCCACCAUACCCAGGCCCAUAAUCACCGGCAGGACAAUCUAUCAACACGAGCACACACGCGAUGUUUGUAUGUUAUGUUCCAGAGCACUGUGUGGCCCCGCUCUGCCCCUCCACUAACCUUUGAGUGUCCAUACACCAGGAGGCUAUGCAGGCACACUAUGGUGCCAGCGGCUCGUCCAGGGCUCUCCAUCCAUUUCGGGUUCCGCAUCAUCGCCGCGAGCAUCUCAGGGAAUCCAGCUCGAACCACCUCACAACCAUGACCAGCACCUGCCGGCACACAGACCCACGAACGACACACACAGAUGUUUCCCUCCCUCGCUCGCUCCCUCCCUCCCUCCCUCCCCAUCCACCCCUUUCGUACAGAUGAGAGCGUGUGGAAGGUCAAGCGAUUCUGUCAUGAGAGCCAUGUCCCUGAUGUCCGUAAGCGCCCUCUUGAUUGAGUCGGCGACGGUCUUGAGCGCUCCAGGCUCCGCCAGCAGCCGCUCGCACGGGCCUCCAGGCAGCGACACAAACGCCAACACAUCGGGGCUACGCUCUGGACGUAGAAAGAACACAGCACAUAAACAAAACGAAGAUAGGUGUAGCUAGGUAUGAGUGUGCAGGCGCGUCCGGCCUGUGAGCUUACCCCAUUUCGCACAGUCACGGCCAACCACACAGGGGACAAUGAGAAUCACACAGAUGGACGCUCGCCACUGGAGGUUGUACGUUUCGCCAUCGCCCGUGAGUAUGUCCAUGAUGCGGUCUACGUGGCAGUCGUACACCUGCCUCAACAGCGAGAGAACGUCGGUCUCCACGCCACCCUCCACACCUGACAACGCAAGAGACACACCUCAUGGAAGAAAGAAGAAGCAUCGAAGCAUCCACCCACCCACGCACUCACGCGUCUUUCGUCCGGUCUCUACCGCCUCGAUGAUCAGCUGGUGGAGCCAUACGGCGCGCUUGAAGGCGGCAGAACCAAUCGAGUCGCCAGUCAGCAUUGCGUCGAAGGUCCAUGAGAGCACAGGCGUCCAGAGGGUGGCGGGAGGCUGCUCUGGCGAGCUGUCGUCAAAGAGGGUGUCGAGAAAUCUCUCUCCAAAUGGGUCCUCGGUCUGCGGCGGGAUCUCCUUGUGGCAAUUGUAGAAAUCAACCACAAAUUUGGAAGCCGAAAUCGUUGACCCGCCAAUGUGGUCCAAGGAUGGACGGGCCGUCCGCAGGCCCGCGAGCGAAGCUCUCACACACUGGUGCACGAGGCCACAGUGGUUGGUCAAGAGCGACUGGCGGGCACCAAGCCCCUCCAUCAGUAGCCCUGUGAUGAUGCCAACGACUGCACUGGGCGCUGGGGCUGCGCCGUCGAUGAGGAGGCUGGGUGGGACCAUGGCCAGGAGGCUGUCAAGGGAACCGGCAGCAGCGAGCGCCUGCUCGGCGAGCCACUUGGGAUCCAUCGACUCCACGGACCACCACCGCCCAUUCUCGUCCCUGGCUGGCAUAUUGUUCCGACACAACGUCACGAGGAGGCAGGCGGCUGGCGUCGCGAGCUCGGGUGAACGACAGAGUGCCUCGAGCAGCGUCCGGAACGCUCCCGGAUGGGCCGACAGCAGACGCCGCAUCUCGUUCCACUGGACAGUGCCGGGUGGGACGCCGCACUUGACGAUAUCUCUGAUGCUGCUGUCCCUGACCUCCUCGCUGUCACUUGCCAGCCCUUGCACGACCACCCUGAACUGCUCAACGUCGAACGAUGCGGCCGCCAU
Vitrella brassicaformis is the source of this 3627-nucleotide messenger RNA. The record is from the annotation of a GenBank genome assembly. NCBI's taxonomy places the organism in Eukaryota, Vitrellaceae.